This is a messenger RNA of Adineta steineri, 219 nucleotides long. The record is from the annotation of a GenBank genome assembly. NCBI's taxonomy places the organism in Eukaryota, Metazoa, Rotifera, Eurotatoria, Adinetida, Adinetidae.
AUUGAUCUAUCAUUAUUAUUAAAUGGUUAUCCACCACAUUUUAUUACUCAACAAUUCAAUAGAUUCUUUUAUUUAAAUAAUAGACUAUCUAUAUUACAACAAAUAAAUGAACAGGUUUACUCUCGUUUACAUCACAAUUUAUUAUAUCAACCAACACUUCGUGAGAAAAAAUUUCAAGCAAUGAUGGAAGAUCCAAUUAAAACACCAUUGGUAUUAUAA